AUGACACGCACAGCAGCGACCAAGCAGCCGGAUCCUCGGGCGCAGGACCCCGCGGACGGCACCCCAGUGAAGGAGGUGGCGCCGUUCCUGAGCAGCCUGCGCGUCAUGCUCGACACCGAGAGCCCGCGCAUCCUGCGCUGGACGCCCGACGGCAAGGCCUUCGAGAUCCACGAUAUGGCGGCCAUGACCAGCUACGUGCUGCCCAAGUACUUCAAGCACCGCAAGUAUGCCAGCUUCCAGAGGCAGCUCAACUACUUCCACUUCCGCAAGUGGACCAAGUCGCGCGCCGUAGUGUGCACGUUCUCCAACCAGUUCUUCCAGCGAGACCAACCCGCCUUGACGUGGCGCAUCACGCGCAAGCGCGCGCUGUCGCUGGCCAAGCACGCGUCACCCCGCAGCUGUAACAAGGCUGAGCCCCACGAGCCGCUGGCGCUACCGACGUCAGAGCUGCAGCUUGGCAAGCAGCUCGAGCCCGUGGACGCGUCGCUCGCGUGGAUCGACGUGUUGUACCCGGAGCUCGACCUGGAUCUGCUGGAGGACGACUCGAGCCUGGCCGACUGCUUCCAGUCCUCGAAGCUGCUCUCGCUGUAA
Messenger RNA from Phytophthora sojae, 591 nucleotides. RefSeq lists its product as hypothetical. Bases 1 to 591 code for a protein of 196 amino acids. Gene Ontology annotation, biological process: regulation of DNA-templated transcription. Gene Ontology annotation, molecular function: sequence-specific DNA binding; DNA-binding transcription factor activity. The transcript has 2 exons. The record is from RefSeq and is a predicted model, not a curated record. NCBI's taxonomy places the organism in Eukaryota, Oomycota, Peronosporomycetes, Peronosporales, Peronosporaceae.